UCAGUCUAUUAUCCUUCAGCCCUUCCACAUGGCUAACAUCCUUGUGUCAUUUUUUGCAAGAACCUAACAGACAAUCUCAUCAAAGCUUAUUCGGAGACAGUAUCUGCAUUAGUCAAAGCAAAUAUAAUAGCAGGGGGUUCAUUUCGACAUGGCUGCACCAUUGAAAGUAUGCAUCGUUGGCUCGGGAAACUGGGGCUCUGCCAUUGCGAGGAUAAUCGGGAACAACGCAAAGUCCCUCCCGCGCUUCGCCAGCACUGUCAAAAUGUGGGUAUUUGAGGAAAACAUAAAUGGCAGGAAGCUGACAGACAUCAUCAAUACCGACCACGAAAAUGUCAAAUACCUCCCUGGAUACAAACUGCCAGAAAAUGUGGUGGCGGUUCCCCAGCUCAGGGAUGCUGCGGAUGGGGCCGACCUGCUGGUGUUUGUGGUGCCGCACCAGUUCAUCCGCAAGCUGUGUGACGAGAUGGUGGGCUGUGUGUCGGACAAAGCCAUGGGAAUUACGCUAAUCAAGGGUAUUGACGAGGGACCUGAGGGCCUGAAGCUGAUCUCUGACAUCAUCAGGGAGAAGAUGGGCAUUGACAUGAGCGUUCUGAUGGGGGCCAACAUCGCCAACGAGGUGGCGGCUGAGAAGUUCUGUGAAACAACCAUAGGGUCCAAGAUCAUGGAGAAUGGCCAGCUGUUCAAAGAGUUGCUUCAGACCCCUAAUUUCCGCAUCACAGUAGUGGAGGAUGCAGACACAGUGGAGCUGUGUGGAGCGCUGAAGAACAUCGUGGCGGUGGGUGCGGGUUUCUGCGACGGGCUGCAGUGCGGUGACAACACCAAGGCGGCGGUGAUCCGUCUGGGCCUGAUGGAGAUGAUCGCCUUCGCCAAGCUGUUCAGCAAGGACGCGGACAGCGUCUCCUCCGCCACCUUCCUGGAGAGCUGCGGCGUGGCCGACCUCAUCACCACCUGCUACGGCGGGCGCAACCGCAAGGUGGCCGAAGCCUUCGCCAGGACCGGGAAGAGUAUUGAAGAGCUGGAAAAGGAGAUGCUGAACGGUCAGAAGCUGCAAGGUCCUCUCACCUCCGCAGAGGUCUUCCACAUCCUCCAGCAGAAAGGACUCGUGGACAAGUUCCCACUCUUCACUGCCGUCUACCAGAUCUGUUUUGGGGGCAAGCCGGUUCGACAGAUGAUCACCUGCCUGCAGAGCCAUCCAGAACACAUGUGAGUGGCUCUGCAGAGCCAUCCAGAGUACAUGUGAGUGUCUCUACAAGCGCUCUCCAUCCAGAGCACAUGCACAUGUGAGUGGCUCUGCAAGCGCUCUCCAUCCACCCAUGACAACCUCUCGUCACUUCUGCCAUUCAUACCUCAUUUCAACUCUGCUCUCCAGCAUUGUACGCAGAUUCUCAAUGGACACUUUAACAUAUGAUGAUCACUCCGUUCUAAUUGACUGGUCGGUUUUCUGUAGUUGACAUGAAUUAAAAUCGCAUGGAGUGAUAUUUGUGUACUGCAAAGCAAAAAAAAAAGAAAAAGCAUGUGCUUUGUACAUAGAUGGAUGGGUACACCUUGUUGGGGUGAAAGUGCUUCAAUGGUCAGUUCAUAAUCAAAUAUAUUAGGUCAUUUUAGUUAUGUAGACUUCAUUUUAUAUUACUCUUCUUUUGCCAGUAUCCCUGUUCACUCCAUUCACUUGAAUCAUCGGCUCUCUUUCAAGAAGACACGUGUUCACUACCGUAGUAUGAGGAUGCUGAUUCCUCUGUCUUUCUCUGCCCCCUUGUGGACGAUAUUCUGUGCUACUUGAAAUGGGCAGAAACUUGAAAACUUGAACAGAAUAUUUUAAUCACUCCUGAGCCAAUGGGAUAUUUUUUUCUGGAUUUUUUUUUUUGUAAUGUGUAUUUAACCAGCAAGUAAUGAACUGUAUGGUGGUCAAAUAACCCUACAUAACAUUUUAACACACUACACUGCCAUUUACUCAAUAUUUCUGUAACACUUAGUUACUACGUGUAUUUUAAACUUUGUAUAAUUUGUCAGUAUUAACUAUUUUCAAGAGGUCUUACUAAUUAUCGGUAACAGUGCUAAUACAAUUUUGAUACCUUGGUUGUAUUGAAAUACACACUUGCUAUUUUUGGGGGGAAAGACUGGAACAAUAUAGGUCGUAUAAUACUUUGUGCAAUUUUUUUGCUGACCAUCAGCAUUAUAUCGGUGCACUUAUCGGGACGUUAGUUUUCUGUUUCUUUAAUGGUCAGUUGAAAUGGCUGCUUUUCCCUUUAGGAAAUUUCGCCUUCGAAAAGCAGCGAUGCCUUUUGAUCUCGGACGCCCAAAGCAUUACCCAAAGGGAAUUGUGAACGGCCCUGAGAUCACUUGAAAAGAAGUAGUUGUAUUGUGUGUGCAUGUGUGUGUGUGAGAGAAAGGUGACUGUGAGAUACCACAUUGAAAAUUUAUCCGGCUGCUUUACUGGUCAGAUUUCACGAACACCCUCAGCAAGUAUUCCAAAUACCACAAACAAUUCUACUGCAAGAAAUUAAGUGCAUUAGAACCAUGAGUGUUUUAUAGAGCACACAAAGACAUUCUCUUCUAAAUGUUCAUUGUUGACAACCAAAUAUCAAGACAAUUAAGCACUUAUUUGUGACGCUUUGUAAAACUCAUGUAUGUACAAGUAUUGUUCUUCGACCAUACAGUGUGGUUAUGUGUCAUUGUCUCCAGUCAUCAAUUUAAGCAGUCCAUUGUGUCAUUCCCCAUAUCUAAAUGCAGCCAAAUGCAUACCUCUCCAGGGCAGCUUAUAUUUACUAGUCAAGUAUUUUAAAAACCACUGUUCAUUCCAACACAGCAUUCUCCUGCUUGCUCUGCUCCGCAACAUAUCGGACACUUUUAUUUUCUGUGCUCUAUAAAGCUUCCAGUCAGCUGUUUGUUAAUGCAUUUGUAUUUUAGUUCACAUUACGUUGCCUUUGUUACAUGCAAUAUUUUACACAUCACAUGUUUCUCCACGCCAUCCUGGUCUCAUUUCCCACUAUCUACUGUCUGUGUGUCUGUCUGUCUGUGAGGAUGGAAAGUCUGUCAUGUGAAAAAUGUGGAAAAAAACUAUAAAUGAAUAAAGAGCUCUGUCCUUCCACACUGA
This is a messenger RNA of Engraulis encrasicolus (European anchovy), 3091 nucleotides long. RefSeq names its product glycerol-3-phosphate dehydrogenase 1 like (gene gpd1l). The record is from RefSeq and is a predicted model, not a curated record. Gene Ontology annotation, molecular function: glycerol-3-phosphate dehydrogenase [NAD(P)+] activity; protein homodimerization activity; NAD binding. Gene Ontology annotation, cellular component: cytosol; glycerol-3-phosphate dehydrogenase (FAD) complex. The transcript has 8 exons. NCBI's taxonomy places the organism in Eukaryota, Metazoa, Chordata, Actinopteri, Clupeiformes, Engraulidae. Gene Ontology annotation, biological process: carbohydrate metabolic process; glycerol-3-phosphate catabolic process. The coding region runs from base 149 to 1207 and encodes 352 amino acids.